Molecule: messenger RNA, 333 nt
Organism: Phytophthora infestans T30-4
Lineage: Eukaryota; Oomycota; Peronosporomycetes; Peronosporales; Peronosporaceae
Exons: 1
Coding region: 1-333 (110 amino acids)
Biological process (GO): respiratory electron transport chain
Cellular component (GO): mitochondrion
Source: RefSeq, a predicted model, not a curated record
AUGGAUCCGAAGGUGCGGGACCUGUACAAGCGCUUCUUGCUAGUGGGGCGCGACUACCCGCUGGGUCUGAGCCACGUGCGUGAGAAGGUCAAAGCUGCAUUCUACCAGAAACGUGACCUGACGGACCCUGUUGCUAUAAAGAAGGCUAUUAAACGCGGUCGCUGGGUGGUGCGCGAGAUGGUGGGGGUCAUCCAGCUCAAGAAGUAUCGCACGCUCAACAGCCGCUAUACGUCUGAGGACCUGCGCGAGAAACUUCGCGAUAUUGAGAACCGCCGGAUCUUGGCAGAUAUCGAGCAACAAUACGAAAAUGGCGACGGGGGUGACGCUCGGUGA